Molecule: messenger RNA, 2183 nt
Organism: Neltuma alba
Lineage: Eukaryota; Viridiplantae; Streptophyta; Magnoliopsida; Fabales; Fabaceae
Product: general transcriptional corepressor trfA
Exons: 10
Coding region: 255-2183 (642 amino acids)
Biological process (GO): mitotic sister chromatid cohesion; DNA repair
Cellular component (GO): chromatin; nucleus
Source: RefSeq, a predicted model, not a curated record
UGGUACAGGGUCGUUAGUAUUUUACGGAAGACACUCUCGUCAAAAUUCACAUUAUCUCCGCUCUCUUCUGUUAGUACCAAAAAGUUCAGAAAAACCCUAACUUAUUGUGUUAUCCCAGAAAACCACCCAAUAACUGUCAUAAACCGGCUCUGUUUCACUUCAAUUCGGCUAUUUCGAGGUCUUCGAUGGAGUGAAGCAGCGGAGACCAGUGGAGAGCCCUCCAAGAUCCAGGGAAAGAGACCCACGCAGUACCGAUGGCAUCUGCGGACAAAGAGCUCGAAGAGCAGCUCCGUGAAGCUGGAAAUAAGCUCGUAGAUCCUCCUUCUUCUGUCGACGAGCUCCUGCCCCUUCUUGAUGCCGUCAUCUUCUGGGGAUAUAGGGUGUUUUUGGUGCAAAUUGAGAGUUACCUAUCAAGGGUGGAACAGUCUCCAACAAAAUCUAUGCAAAAUGCGAUCUCACCAUCUUUGAAAGCAUUAGUUGCUGAUGAACUUUUGAGGCAUCCAGAUAAUGAUGUGAAGGUGGCGGUUGCUUCUUGCAUCACUGAAAUAACAAGGAUAACUGCACCUGAUGCUCCUUAUGAUGAUGAUCAAAUGAAGGAGGUGUUUCAAUUGAUUGUAUCUUCAUUUGAGAAUCUAUAUGAUACAUCAAGCCCAUCAUAUGCUAGGAGAACAUCCAUUAUUGAAACCGUCGCAAAGGUCAGAUCAUGUGUGGUAAUGCUAGAUCUUGAGUGUGACGCCCUGAUUGUAGAGAUGUUUCAGCAUUUCUUUAACGCAGUUAGGGGACAUCAUCCAGAAAAUGUUUUAUCAUCCAUUGAGACUAUUAUGACCCUUGUUAUUGAGGAAAGUGAAGAGAUAUCUAUGGAUCUGCUUUCUCCGAUCUUAGCCAGUGUGAAGAAAGACAAUGAGGAAUUUUCACCAAAUGCUCAAAAUUUGGGGGAGAGAGUCCUGGAAAGUUGUGCAACAAAGCUUAAACCGUACUUAGCACAAGCAGUGACCAACUUGGGCAUUUCUUUAGAUGAUUAUAGUAAGGUGCUUGCUUCUAUAUGUCAAGAGACGUCUGGCAGUUUGGAGCAAAAUGAUGCAUGUGCUUCCAGCGAAAAUGCGGCAGAUGAGGGAAAGUCAGCAAAAGCAACGUUGAAUGAGUCAACACAAGUGAUUGGAGAGGAUGCUGAAAAGGCUACCCCUGAACAAGUCACUGUUGUUGAUGGUAGGUCUUCUAAGUCCGUCACGAGCAAUGGCAUUGUACAGUCCAGUGAAGAUGACGUGUUGGAAGAUCCAAAGUCCCUAAAGAAGCAAGAUGUGAAUAAUUCUGAUCGCUCUAAAGGUGUGAAUAUAUCAAGCAAUGAAGAUCCCGAUAAUGUCAGCACUAAAAAAGUUGACAGUACAGAACAAAAGCCAGUACAAGCCACCAGGAGCAGGAGAAAGAAAUAUCAUUCUACAAAAUUGGCAGAACCUUCUGAGGGUUCAGCUGUUACUCGUGACAGGGAUGCUGAUAAAAUGCCUGACUCUAAAAGUAACAAGAAGGACCUUUGCAGUUCACUUCAUGAAAACAAUGCUACUGAGGGUGCAGGGCCUUCAGAGAAUGACAAGGAGAGUCAUGCUAAGAUUUCAUCAGGAAAGGUAGGAACUAAUGAGCCUGAAGCUGUGGCUUCUCCCAGUGAAAGCCAUCCUGAUGAAAUUCGUUCCAAAAAGCCUGGAAAAGCAAAUAAGAAAGGAAGGCCGGCCAAAGAAGUGGUAAUUUCCUCAGAUGAUGUUACCAAAAAGGUGUCAGAAGUAACAAGUGAUUCAGAUGCAAAACCUACCAAGCGGUCCUCCAAGAAGGCACCUGGUGGUGGCUCAAAUGGGAAAAAAACUAAUGUGGCGGAUUCAGUUGAAAAAACAAGUGGGAAUAUGAGUGAUCAGGAAGGCAAAAGGCGGUCAGCUAAGAAAGAUGGGACCAACAAGGGUAUCGGAUCCUCUUUGAGGCACCUGAAGGAAAAUAAGAGGCAGAAGCAGGACAAUGUCUCUGAUAUGGAUGUAGCAAAAUCUGCUAAAGAUGAGAGAAGUCAAUUGAUUAAUCAAAUUGUCAUGAAAUCAUCUAGGAAACUGUAUCUUCACCAAAGUCAGAAGUCUGAUAUCAAGGUAUAUGAUGGAAAUCUUGUGGGCUCACGUGUUAAAGUUUGGUGGCCAGAUGAUCGUGAGUAA